AUUAUGAACACUUUUAUUUUGAAAAUCCCAACCAGAACAGCUCUGUUGCUGCGCGGUGUUUGACUUGACAGAUGGCAGCCGAGAGACGCUCCUCAGCGGCUGUCUCUCUCUCUCUCGGUCCGCUGGUCCAUCCCGGUUCCCAUUGUCUCUCUCCUCUUUCUCUCACUCCUUGAAGACGGUAACAUAAACUUAACGCCGUUAUUAUCCGCUCGUAUCGCUUCGUGUUGGAGACUUACCUCGACCUGAAGUGUCUCUCUGCCUGUCAGGAGGCGGUUGAAUUAACCGACCAACGGCUGACUAACGGCCGACCAACGGCUGACUAAACGGCGGUUGGUGUUGUGGAGCUGACGGUGGAAGAUGAACCAGAUGAACCAGAGGAAGAAGAGGACUUGUUAGCCACAACAGAGACGCCGUGAACCGUCUUCCAGUUGGUCUGGUGACUGGUGACAUAUCACAACAACAUUUUUACUCACCUAAGUGGAUAAAAACAGAGAUACUGGAUUACAACCGUGGUUUUCUGGAGCUACCGGACCGCUGUGUGUGUUUUUGUUCCCGGUGUGAAGGAGAGGAUGUUGCCGCUACAUGCCCGGUACUUCCCCUGAGAGGAGAGCAGAGGAGAGGAGAGGAGAAGACCACUUUCACUUGUUUUCUCCACCCUGUAACAACCAAGUGGUGCUUUAAUCGGAUUAUUAAACAAAAAGAGCAUUUAAUCUGGGGGGAUAUAUAUCCAUUUAAUAUAUCACCACCUCUCCCUUGAUUUCUUCUCAAGUGGCUAAUUCUGUGACAAGGAUGCUAUGAUCUAAUCCACGUGAUUGUAGACUUUCUGGUCCAGUAAGAUGAUGACUGGACAUGUAUAGUCCCUGUGUGGACAUAAUUGGAGAGUAACCUUUUGUCUCAUUGGUCAAACUAGUUUUAUCCCACAUUAUCAGACAAAUCUGAUUUACCAAUCAAUCAAAAAUGCACCACAUGACCUGAUUUUCUACCAUUCAGUUGGCUUUGGAAUAGGAUUUCCCCAACAACCAAGCUCCGGAUACAUCAAGAACACUUUGUGGACUUGAAUCAAUCCCAAAGGGUGUAUCUUCCAUCUUUUUGACCUCUGACCCCCAUACAUGUCAGGCACCCAGCCAUUUGAAUGAAGUAGUAGUAGCCUUUUUUUAUUCCUCUGAGCUCCAUCGGUGGGUGCAGGGGCUGUUCGCUGAACCUCCACCUCCACCUGGGCUGCCAGCCAGCCAGACAGGUCCUCCGGGAGGGAUUUUUUUGAAGGUCCAGCUGGAGGAUUUGGGAGUAUUACCGAGAGUUUCUUCUCCACGUGGAUCCACUGGAGAGACGGAGGAGGACGCCAUGGGGUGCUGUAGUGGCAGGUGUACCUUGGCCUUCAUCUGUGGCAUGCAGCUGGUCAGUGUGCUGGAGCGUCAGGUGAUAGAUUUCCUGGGCUACCAGUGGGCUCCCAUCCUGACCAACUUCCUCCACAUCAUCGUCGUCAUCCUGGGCCUGUUCGGCACGAUUCAGUUCAGGCCGAGAUAUGUCACCGGGUACGCUGCCUGGCUGGUCGUGUGGAUGACCUGGAAUGUUUUCAUCAUCUGUUUCUACCUGGAAGUUGGAGAUCUGUCCCGAGACUCUGACCUUGUCCUGACGUUCAACCUGUCCAUGCAUCGCUCCUGGUGGAUGGAGAACGGCCCGGGGUGCAGGGUGACACCCAUCACCCCUCCUCCCUCCUGGGCACCCGAGGACCACCGAUAUAUAUCUAUAUCCGGCUGUCUGCUGGAUUUCCAGUUCAUAGAGGUGGCUCACUCCUCGCUGCAGAUACUCCUGGCUUUGAUGGGGUUUAUCUACGCCUGCUAUGUGGUCAAGCUCAUCUCAGAAGAAGAGGAUAGCUUUGAUUUUAUAGGAGGGUUCGACUCGUACGGUUACCAGGGGCCUCAGAAGACCUCCCACCUUCAGCUACAGCCCAUGUACAUGUCAAAGUAAAGCCAGGAGCUACUCCGGGAGCGCUGCCUUACCAACCACCACUGCUUAGUAUCCUGCUUUUACUAUUCCGGCUGUCUUUUGAUAAACAACAACACAAGACACAGACAAGUAGACGGUAUACAGAAGACACUAAGAUAUUCUGCGUUUCAACCUACAAACCCCCCCCAGUACUCAGAUUGCUUCCUUGGUCUGCCUGUCUGCUGUUUUUAAUGAAGUUAAGGCUGUUCCUGAUGAAACACUGGCCUCGUGUGGUUGGACACGGUAACUGCAGGACAUGAAACACCAGUGCAGACAGCUCCGGUUAACAACUGCUUUUUUUUUUUUUGUCUCUGAGGGACGCAAUCAGGAGACUUGCUUCCUCUUGUGAUGUUGCAUUAUGAAAGAAACCAAAGGGAUGUAAAGUGACCCAUUGGUGACGUGUUUCUUCAGGCUUCCAAAGAGAGAUGUUACAUGAUGCAGAUCCUGUUAUGUAUACAAAAGAACCAUUUAAAGCAUCUCUGGAACUUUUCUGCUCUUUGUGCCUGACACAUCAGACACUGGACUUGCAAACCGGACUGACCAAGCAUCUACUAACAAGACUACCGAUACAGGAAUGUCAAGACAUUUUUCUUUUUCUAAGGUUACUUUCUGGUGCAUUUGGAGCUCGAUACAAGUCACGGGCCGCACUCAAGCACGAGUACAGGCCACGCAUCUUAUUCUGUUGUUUCCUCAGAAACGUUGAAUGUCAAAUAACAGUGCUAUGUGUAGAUUUACAUACCUUCAUUCCAUAUGUGCAUGUGUAUAGGAAACACAUUCACAUACACAGGCAUAUGUGAAUUCACACAUGCAUGCACAAACACACACAUAAACAGAUGUAUUAACGUUUUUAAUGUGAAUCUUAACAAUGUUUACAAUAGAAAUUCAGUCUGACGGACAGAAAGACUGAACACCUUGACAGACAGAUAGACUGGGAGACAGACGGGAGGCUUUCUAGCUGCAGCAUCCCAAAGGCCACGGGGUCUUUUUCUGCCAUAUUAAUACAGACGGGACAGUUGUUCCAGAUGUGUCUUUUGGACUCUUGCUGUCUAAAUAUUUUGUCUUCCAUCCAAGACAGACCGUCAGAGGUAGAUACAGACACACAUGACAAAGAAAACAACCGUUUGAGGUCAGACAACAGCUUCCUUUGUCACUCGCCCAUCUCUUUCAGCAGGCAAGUUUUUCCCGUUUUCUGAAUUAUAAAAAAAGCUGGAGGCCAGAUCGAGUGCUGCCUAAUCUGCAGCUUCCUAAUAACGGAAAUAGGUCAAAAUCUUCCACAUUUACAUAAAGGGGAAACACACCUUUCACAGAAAUGACAAUCACAGUCAGAGUGGCUUGAAUCUCGUCAUGGAUUGGCAAAAAAAUUGUGACAAAAAAAGCUGAAAAAUGGCUGUCAUCAUCACAUGGAAACAGAGAAGCAUCUAAGUUUGAUUAUUUGAUUAAUUAUUUAUUGUUUUAAAUUUAUAUAUUGCGUUUCCAAACCCUCUGGUGGAUGACAAAGAUCGGUGAAAGAAGGAGAAACGAAACGACGGAGGGCUGAAUCUCCGAUGACAACGCUGCACGCGUUCGCCCUCGCCCGCAGACUAAUGAGGACAAAAAUCGUACCAGAGAGAUGCCAGAGUCUCAGCAGCUCCCUCUCUUCACCUCACCACUCAAAUUUUAAUGUUGAAAGUGCCAACUGCAUCACCACAUGGACAUCCGUACAGCCUGGUUUCUGAAAGCCACAGACUGGGACCAAAAAAUAAUGGGUCUCAGGUUCACUUUUCUUGAGUUCCCAUGUAGGAAAACUAGUGAGGAUAUCACAAAUCAAAAAAAUUCACAUUUGCAUUCCAGGCAGGUUUUCCUCUUUUAUUCUUCUCAGAAAAAAAUCUCCUGAUUCCUUUCUGGAAAUGUAACUGUUGCAUUUGUGUUGCAAUCACCGGACCAAAAGUUUGAGGCCUUCUCCGUCAACCAAGGAACAUUUCUGGGUGGAAACACCGAUAUACGGACGGACCACCCCCCUCUACAAACUACAAAGUCCACCCUCCCUCCGGCCAGUUAUCUUCAGCAGUUCAUGUUUUGUAACAAAACUGUGGGUUACGUUCAGAGUCGCUGCUCCGCGAGGCUCCACCGACGGAGGACAGGAACAACAUUUUGUGUGUUUGCAUGAGGUGUUUCCAAACUGUUGCGUAUUUAAUCUCAUGCUGCGUGUGACUAACUAGCUACUUAAAAAUGGGAACUGUUUGGUUUGUUGAAUGCUCCUCAACUCUCUUCAAAGAGUCCUAAAUGUGAACUUUGUGAUUUUUUCUAUAAAUAACACAAGUCUGAAAUGUCUGCCGAGUAAAGGAGAUAAAAUAGCUACUACAAUGUAAAACGACGAAAUGUAACUUUGAACUUCUAGACGUUUUUUAAUCACAUGUGGCCGUGUUUACUGUUUUUUCUAGUUGACUACUAAUGUAUGAUGUUGUGUACAAGUGGGACUACUAUGUUUUAUUUCUUCUAAUUGUACAGUGUAUUUUGAAACGAGAGGGUAAGAGGAGAAUGGGGAGGAAAGGGAAUUAGUUGCACUAUAGUCUGUAAUUCUUUCAUUAACAAUUCUGUCAGGGCUGGAAAUUCACUUUCACUUCAGCACAUAAUUAAUUCUCAAUAUUAAUUUAUAUUGGAAUUGUCGACCGACACCACACGUUGCUUUUUUAAUAAAUGUAAUGACUGCAGAUGAAGUGUCCUUUUUGCGAAAUUCAAAUCAGGAACUUAUGCUGCUGUGAAAAGGGUCACAUAUCCAAUUAUUCAGAAGCAUCAUUGAAAAGAUAGUUGGUUGUGUGUCAUUAGCAAAUUUGAACUGAAAGUGAAUUUAUUUGUUAAUUUAUUUGUCUUUUACGGAGUCAAGUCAUCAUCACCUGGAACUGUGGAACCAAUAUCGACCUAAACACCAAUCUGGCAGAUAUAAGAGAGGAUUUCAGAUAUAUAAUGUGACCCAGAUGUGUGUGUGUGUGUGUGUGUGUGUGCGUGUGAGACUUUGUACUGCAGUACAUUGUACUUUUCUGUGUCGUGGUGAACUGACACUCAACCCAGAGCCUGCAAAGCCACGACUUCAACACAAACUGAAGGAUAUUGAAGAACUCAUCAAAGAUCGUUAAUGAACAGCAAUAAUAUAUUUUAAAGUAAUAAUGAAGAGACAGAAUCCACACAGUUUGUUAUUUAUCUUCACAGCUGCUUGCUUAGACUUUGGAACAGUCAAUAGAGGUUGUUGUCUGUAGAUGUAAGAAUGCACAUCUGUACAUAAAGAGUUAAACAUUUGCAGAGGAAGCCGGAGGCCAGCUGUUAUUUUUGUUGAAUGGUGUCAAUAAACAUUCAGUCAGGCUAUUGUACAGUUCUGAAUCUGUAUUAAGAGCUACAAAUCCCUCCUAGACUCCAGUUUGAAGCUUUAAAGCUGCGGCAAGAGUAUACAGUUAUGGCUAUUACUGGUGCUGAGUAAAUUAUUGAAUAAUAGGGAAAGACAUAUACAUCCUGUGUUACAUGGGCUACAUUUUCACAAAAUUUCAAAAUAAAACUUCUGAUUUAUUCAAACUAUUUUGAGAAAUAUUUUUAAGUGUUCAACAAUUUAACGCCUCUGAAAACUUGGUUUUGAAUGUUGAUUAUUUCUCUUAUAACUUAAAUAUUUAUGACAAAAUAAGCAAAGAAUAAAGUUUAAAAAAUAUAUAUCUUUAGGUAUUAUUUAUUAAGAGUUUAACACUCAAAAGCUCACAUAUAAUGUAUUUCGUCAGGACUGUGUGGGUGUGGCUUGACCAGAUUUCAAGCAACAACAACCCAACUAUAUAUCUAUCUAUCCAUCUAUCCAUCUAUCUUGCCAUCUGAACCACAUCCACUUCAACCCAUGAAAGAUCAGCACAGCCUGACAGAUGGAAAUCUCUCUGUUGAAAUAACCAAAACUAUGCUAACUCUGACAGAAUAUUUUGUGUUCAUGUAGGAUCCCAUCACUUAUUUACGAAGCUGAUUGAGAAAAUAAGUGUUCUGAUUCUUCAGGUAUUGUCAUCGGUGCUUGUACAGUUGGUUUAAUUAGCAUACACAACUGUAAAGAGCAAAGAAGUAAAGUGGGAAUAUCACACAAGAGAAAAGCGCAG
This is a messenger RNA of Sebastes umbrosus (honeycomb rockfish), 6083 nucleotides long. RefSeq names its product sodium/potassium transporting ATPase interacting 2 (gene nkain2). The transcript is spliced from 7 exons. The coding region runs from base 1342 to 1968 and encodes 208 amino acids. The record is from RefSeq and is a predicted model, not a curated record. NCBI's taxonomy places the organism in Eukaryota, Metazoa, Chordata, Actinopteri, Perciformes, Sebastidae. Gene Ontology annotation, biological process: regulation of sodium ion transport.